AUGGCAUUUUCCAAAAUCUUUGUAAUGACCUUCCUUCUUGCCGCAUUCGUUUCUACUAAUGCUUUCAAACUUAAGUCGAGGGAGGACGGAAUGAGAGUUGUGCCUUCUGAAAUGAUACCAAGUCUCUACAGACGAUAUCCACCUCUCGCUGAUGCCGAACUGGAUUUGCCCUCACUGAUUGAAUUAUAUGAGAUUGAAAAACGCCGCACACCAUACAGUGGAGGAAUAUUUGGUCGUUAA
This is a messenger RNA of Rodentolepis nana, 240 nucleotides long. Lineage: Eukaryota; Metazoa; Platyhelminthes; Cestoda; Cyclophyllidea; Hymenolepididae. The record is from the annotation of a GenBank genome assembly.